Molecule: messenger RNA, 1110 nt
Organism: Seriola dumerili (greater amberjack)
Lineage: Eukaryota; Metazoa; Chordata; Actinopteri; Carangiformes; Carangidae
Gene: enkur
Product: enkurin, TRPC channel interacting protein
Exons: 5
Coding region: 128-904 (258 amino acids)
Cellular component (GO): acrosomal vesicle
Molecular function (GO): calmodulin binding
Source: RefSeq, a predicted model, not a curated record
GCGUGUUGUCAAACAAAUAACUCUGUCCCAAGGACUUCUAGCUAGUGUUAGCUCGGCCAAGUUGGCUCGUUUAGUCAUUAGCUGAACUUAAUUAACAGCGGUUUCUUUUUGCUCGAAGUCACUCAACAUGUCUGAAGUUGUGCAUCCACCCGAAAGCGUCUACAACCUCAUACCGAAGGAGGAGGUUCAUACUCAGAAACCGCCGAUGUACAUGUCCAAGUUUAGACCGACAGUUGUUCUUGAGAAAAAGUCAACCAAGGAUGCAAUGAGGACGAUGGGACCAGCAAAAGUAGAGGUGCCAUCCCCAGACAAAUACCUCAAGAAGCAUUCAAAAGAACCCAAACUGCCUGAAAAAACACAGAGCUCGAAAGAAGUUCGUCACAUCUACACUGCGAGAAAACCGGCUGUUCCUGUGAGGACAGACAACCCACCUAUGGUCAUGCAUACCAAGAGAGACUUUAUAAAGACAACUACACUGGUUCCAAUGAAACCACAGCCGACCUUUGUGGACACCAAGAAGGGACACAAGCAGCGCCUUGAAAAUUCAGGACUUGUCCCCAAAUACAUCAAGAAAAAGGAUUAUGGAGAAGUGCCUGAGUACCUUCUGCAGCGGAGUGAAGAAGAGCAGAGGGCUCAGGAGGAGUAUGACAACUUUGUGAAAGAACAGAAGGAGCAGGGAGCCAUGAAACACCUGUCUGACGAGGAGCGUCAAGCGGUCGUGGAGGGCCUGAAGAAGAGCUGGGAUGAGGUGCACCAUGAGUACCAGGGCCUCUCGCUCGUCAUCGACACCUUGUCAAAGAAAGCCCACAAGGAGCGGCUCGAAGUGGCGAUGAAGCAGCUGGAGAACGACAUUAACCUCUUCGAGAGGUUCAAAAGCAUCUACAUACCCAUUACUAGGACAUAAAAAACACUCUCAGGGAUUUACUUUAAGGAAUAUUAAAAUUUAAGCAUCAGAAAAGGCCAAACUAUUAUUCUUUCUGUCUUGCAUCCUGUUUUCCUGCCUUGCAAAUGUGUUGAAUCAGAGAACUUCUUUGCAAAAAGCUGGAAGUAAAGGCUUGAAAUCUUGAGAAUCCUUUAAAAUCAAUUUCAUUCUGACUGAAUAAAAAAUUC